Molecule: messenger RNA, 3456 nt
Organism: Herpailurus yagouaroundi (jaguarundi)
Lineage: Eukaryota; Metazoa; Chordata; Mammalia; Carnivora; Felidae
Gene: AXIN1
Product: axin 1
Exons: 11
Coding region: 107-2710 (867 amino acids)
Biological process (GO): positive regulation of protein kinase activity; negative regulation of canonical Wnt signaling pathway; cell development
Cellular component (GO): plasma membrane; beta-catenin destruction complex; nucleus
Molecular function (GO): molecular adaptor activity; I-SMAD binding; ubiquitin protein ligase binding
Source: RefSeq, a predicted model, not a curated record
GCCGUCGCCGCCGCCGACGCGCGCGGGACAGAUUGAUUCACUUUGGAGCUGUAAGUACUGAUUAUUAGGGUGCAGCGCUCAUUGUACAGUGACGCAGGAUCCCACAAUGAGUAUCCAAGAGCAGGGUUUCCCUUUGGACCUUGGAGCGAGUUUCACCGAAGAUGCCCCCCGACCCCCAGUGCCUGGUGAGGAGGGUGAACUGGUGUCCACAGACCCCAGGCCCAUCAGCCACAGCUUCUGCUCCGGGAAGGGUGCCGGGGUUAAAGGUGAGACUUCAGCAGCCACACCAAGGCGCUCGGAUCUGGACCUGGGGUAUGAGCCUGAGGGCAGCGCCUCCCCCACCCCGCCAUACUUGAAGUGGGCUGAGUCGUUGCACUCGUUACUGGACGAUCAAGAUGGGAUAAACCUGUUUAGGACUUUCCUGAAGCAGGAGGACUGUGCUGACCUGCUGGACUUCUGGUUCGCCUGCAGCGGCUUCAGGAAGCUGGAGCCCUGUGACUCGAAUGAGGAAAAGAGGCUGAAGUUGGCCAAAGCCAUUUACCGCAAAUAUAUCCUCGAUAACAACGGCAUCGUAUCCAGGCAAACUAAGCCAGCUACCAAGAGCUUCAUAAAGGACUGCAUCAUGAAGCAGCUGAUAGAUCCUGCCAUGUUUGACCAGGCCCAGACGGAGAUCCAGUCCACCAUGGAAGAAAACACCUACCCCUCCUUCCUCAAGUCUGAUAUUUAUUUGGAAUAUACGAGGACAGGCUCGGAGAGCCCAAAGCUCUGUAGUGACCAGAGCUCUGGGUCGGGGACAGGGAAGGGCAUACCUGGAUACCUGCCCACUUUGAAUGAAGAUGAGGAAUGGAAGUGUGACCAGGACCUGCACGAAGACAGCGGCAGAGACCCUGCUCCCCCCGGCAGGCUCACGCAGAAGCUGCUUCUGGAGACGGCUGCCCCGCGGGCCUCCUCAAGUAGACGGUCCAGCGAAGGCAGAGAAUUCAGGUGCGGGUCCUGGCGGGAGCCUGCCAACCCUUACUACGUCAGCUCCGGCUACGCCCUCGCCCCGGCCACCAGUGCCAACGACAGUGAGCAGCAGAGCCUAUCCAGUGAUGCCGACAGCCUGUCCCUCACCGACAGCAGCGUGGAUGGAGUCCCGCCAUACAGGACCCGUAAGCAGCACCGCCGGGAGAUGCAAGAGAGCGUCCAGGUCAACGGGCGGGUGCCCCUACCUCACAUCCCUCGCACUUACCGAAUGCCAAAGGAAGUCCGCGUGGAGCCCCAGAAGUUCGCCGCGGAGCUCAUCCACCGCCUGGAGGCCAUCCAGCGGACACGGGAGGCUGAGGAGAAGCUGGAGGAGCGGCUGAAACGCGUCCGGAUGGAGGAAGAAGGUGAGGAUGGUGACAUGCCCUCUGGUCCCCCGGGGGCCACUCAUAAGCUGCCUUUGGCCACAGCCUGGCACCACUUCCCACCCCGCUAUGCAGACGUGGGCUGCGUGGGUCUGCGGGACGCGCACGAGGAGAACCCUGAGAGCAUCCUGGAUGAGCAUGUGCAGCGGGUCAUGAGGACGCCGGGCUGUCAGUCGCCGGGGCCCGGCCACCGUUCCCCUGACAGCGGGCACGUGCCCAAGAUUGUGGGGGUCCUAGGGGGCGUGCCCCCUGGGCACAGUAAGCACGCACCUAAGUCCGGGGUGAAGCUGGACGCAGCCGGCCCACACCUGCACAGGCACGGCCACCACCACAGUCACCACGGGGCGGCCAGGCCCAAGGAGCAGGCUGAGGCUGAGGCCUCCCGCCGCAUCCCGGGCAGCUUCUCUUGGGGCCCGGAGCUGCACGGCCACACAGCCAAGCCCCGUAGCCACUCAGAGAGCGUGGGCACCGCCCCCAAUGCGAGCGACAGCCUGGCCUACAGCGGGAAGUCUGGCACUGCCUCCAGAAGAAACGCCAAGAAGGCGGAGUCAGGGAAGGGCGCGGGAGCCGAGGUGCCUGGCCCCUCAGAAGACGCGGAGAAGAACCAAAAGAUCAUGCAGUGGAUCAUCGAGGGGGAGAAGGAGAUCAGCCGGCACCGCAAGGCUGGCCACGGGUCUUCCGGUGCCAAGAAGCAGCAGGUGCACGAGAGCCCCAGGCCCUUGUCCGUGGAGCGCCCCGGGGCCGUGCACCCUUGGGUCAGCGCUCAGCUUCGCAACUCCGUGCAGCCCUCUCACCUCUUCGUUCAAGACCCCACCAUGCCGCCCAACCCAGCCCCCAACCCUCUGACCCAGCUGGAGGAGGCCCGCAGGCGCCUGGAGGAGGAAGAGAAGAGAGCCAGCAAGUUACCCUCAAAGCAGAGGUAUGUGCAGGAGGUCAUCCAGCGGGGGCGCUCCUGUGUCAGGCCAGCGUGCACACCUGUGCUGAGCGUGGUGCCAGCCGUGUCCGACUUGGAGCUCUCGGAGACAGAGUCGAAGUCGCAGAGGAAGGCGGGCAGUGGGAGCGCCCAGCCGUGUGACAGCAUCGUGGUGGCCUAUUACUUCUGCGGGGAGCCCAUCCCGUACCGGACCCUGGUGCGGGGCCGAGCCGUCACUCUGGGCCAGUUCAAGGAGCUGCUGACCAGGAAGGGCAACUACAGAUACUACUUCAAGAAGGUGAGCGACGAGUUUGACUGCGGCGUCGUGUUUGAGGAGGUUCGGGAAGAUGAGACCGUCCUGCCGGUCUUCGAGGAGAAGAUCAUCGGCAAGGUGGAGAAGGUGGACUGACCCGCCAGCCGGGCCUCCGCGCCAGGUUGGGCCCUCGUCAGGCAGGGGCCAGGGCGGCCUCCGAGGGUCCUGUGGGUCACCUGCUUGGUGUGUAUGCAGACAACACAACUACUGGCAGAAGGCCACCGGCUCUUCGGGCCAUCUGUGUCCGGACGGGCAGGGGUCCCUCUGCGGGUCCCACAGGCCUCCGUCCUGCAGCUGACGAGGAGGGUGCGCGGUCCACUCCUCAGCAACAGUCGGUCCGCCUGGGCGGGUAGCCCGCCCCGGAGCCACCUCGACCGCCCUCCGUGUCGCCCUGCUGCUGACCGCGGGCAGGCCCGCCCGCUCCUCGCCCCGCGCUCACACUGCAGGCUCUGCCCCUCCCCCUGGGACUCGUCCGCCGCGCCCUGCCCCGCUCGGGCCUGGCCCGGGCCUGGGGGGCCAGGGGCCCCGCGGGGGCCUCUGUAAAUUGUACAUGUCACCGAGUGCCUUCAACACAGCUUGUCUCUUGCCUGCCACUGUGUGGAUCCGGCGCCGGAGCCCGGAGCGCUCUCCCUCCUCCACCCUCCGUUUCCAGAGCGCGGGCUCAGCGGGUCCCGGGCCCCCCCCACCUCCCCUUUAAGGGCCCGUGUAAAUAUGUACAUUUCUCAGGCCAGGGCCAGCGGGGUGGAGGGGCUGCCCCAGCCCAUUUUUCAUGCGCUGACUUGUACAAUUAUCUUUUCAAAGGUACUUGGAUAAUAAUGGAAUAAAAUCAUUUUUGAACCUUC